Closterium sp. Naga37s-1 is the source of this 1527-nucleotide messenger RNA. The record is from the annotation of a GenBank genome assembly. Lineage: Eukaryota; Viridiplantae; Streptophyta; Zygnematophyceae; Desmidiales; Closteriaceae.
AUGCAGGAGCCGCAGGUUAUUCUUAGUGACUCGCUUGGGGACCGGAGGGUUCGCAGAUCGGAAAACGGCGGAGCCACGGAACUUUCGUCCGCAGGGCAGCCGCUCGACGGGGGCUUAGGGGAAACAGCGCAGAGCGGAGGCCCCUUGGCGGUGGGAGUGGCGCAGCAACUUCACCAGCACCAGAGAAGGAGAGGGACUGCAGGCGGGGAGAGAACACCAGGCGGAAAGGAGAAGCGGACGCCGAAGGCGAAUACAACGUACAUACAUCCCGACUUCUUGUCCGCGGCCGAUAAGCUCCCGCCGCCGGAGAAGGGGAAGUCGAAGUCGUCUAGUCAGAAGAAGGGUGGGGGAAAGGGAGUAGAGCAGAAAGAUCCGCGUAGGCAGAAGGUGGAGUCCGCACGGGCGAAACGCAUGGCGGAUGUUUUCCGCAUGUGCGGGGCGCUUCUAAAGCGAAUCAUGUCGCACAGGUUCUCGUGGGUUUUCAAUGUCCCUGUAGACGCGGAGAAGCUCAAGUUACACGAUUACCACACCGUUAUCAAGAAUCCUAUGGAUCUGGGCACUAUCAACACGAGAUUAAAGGCGUCGGGUUACCAGCAUCCCGACGAGCUCCACAACGACGUGCUGCUCGUUUGGUCCAACGCCAUGACUUACAACGGGGAAGGCAAUGACGUGUAUCACAUGGCGGCGGAGCUGAAAAACAUGUUCGAGCAAGGGUACCAGAAAGUUCAGCAGAAGCUGGACGAGGAUGCGGUGAAGAGGCGACAGGAGGACGAGUUGCUGGCAGCGGGAGGGGGUCUACCAGAUCCCAGGGACAAGUCGGAAGUGUUAGAGUUGGAGAAGCGGUUACAGAAGUUAGAGUCGCAGCUAGUGGCGAGCACUAAGGCGCAGCAGCAGCAAGGGAAAGCCAAGGGGGGUCAGGCUAAGCCGCGAGCGGCUGAUACGAAGAAGAGGGACAUGACGUUUGCAGAGAAGCAGAAGUUGAGUGUUAACCUGGGGAAGCUUCCUCCGGAGAAGCUAGACAGGAUCGUGCAAAUCAUAUCGGAGCGCAAUCCUGAUUUGAGUCAGAACGCGGAUGAGAUCGAGCUUGACAUUGACUCGCUGGACAGUGAGACGCUGUGGGAGCUGGAGAGAUACGUGGCCAACUGCAUGAAGAGCAAGAGCAAGCGGAAGAAGCUCCCUCUUUACGACACCGUGCAACCCAAGGGCGUGGAUGCGUUCCCAGCAAGCUCAGCAGGAGACCUUAAAGAAGGUGAAGACAGCAUUGACAUUGGGGACGAAGGGCCUUUGCCCGCGCAGCCAGCAGGCCCCUCUAGGCCGGAGCCGUCAAGGGCGUCAGCAGGGAACGGAGCACAAGGCGGAGGAGCUGUCUCUGACUCUUCUGGCUCAUCAGGGUCAAGUGAUGAUAGUUUCUCAAGUGAAAGCGACUCUGGGAGCGAUUCUUCCAGCAGCGACUCAGAUGAAAUUCAGUCAAGAGAUGCUGGCUCAGAGGCCUCCCCUGACAAGGUUGGUGGAGCACCCCGCUUGUAA